This is a messenger RNA of Eriocheir sinensis (Chinese mitten crab), 2310 nucleotides long. RefSeq lists its product as uncharacterized. The record is from RefSeq and is a predicted model, not a curated record. NCBI's taxonomy places the organism in Eukaryota, Metazoa, Arthropoda, Malacostraca, Decapoda, Varunidae. Bases 316 to 744 code for a protein of 142 amino acids. The transcript is spliced from 6 exons. Gene Ontology annotation, biological process: regulation of miRNA-mediated gene silencing.
UCCCCACCGCCAUCAUCCCCCUCUCCUAUGCUGCCUCGGCAAGGAAGCACUCGCUGGAGACUCACAAACUGCUGAGUGACUCGGAGGGCUACGGGAACAGCCUUGAGGAAACUGCUAAGAAUCUGAAGCAGUUUUUGUCCAAGGACUGGGAUGAGGACGUCCCUGUCUCCACCCUGCAGCGCAACAUGGAACAAGCCCAUCAGAUGUUGAAGACUGUGACAGGUGCAAACGUCAAGAUCUUCUCCCUGGACCUGCUCUAUCGGUUGAUCUACUCGGCGGCAAUGAGUGACAUCCCCCUGCCCGUGGCCACUUGACAUGCUGGAAGAGUGUGGCCUUGACUACUUCCCCAACAUAGCCUGCUCGGUGCACAACACCGCGCUGAAGGACGGGGCUCGCUUCUGCACCCUGUCGCAUGUGCGGCGCUGGGUCUACUUCAUGUGUCAGAACCUGGACCUCAAGAAGCUGUUUGGGGUGGAGCCUCAGAAGGGGAAGCACUACCCGAUGGACGAGCUGUGGGUGGGCGCGUCCGACAGCCUCUCCAGUUUGACCCUUGAGGACUCGGACAAAGCCUGCGGUGCUGUUGGCUCAGACCCGUGGGUGCCGAUGGACGGGAAAGGUCAGGCCUUGACAACAAAACCAUGGGAAGAGGAAAACUUUUCCUCGCUUGGCUUUGAUCAGGCCAAGAAAGGGAGUGCUCGUGGGGGUAAGAAGAAGCUCUCACACCGUACCCUGGAGAUGGACUAAGGGUGCUGGCCUGCUGCUGCUGAUGCCAUUAGGGGAGUCUAAACCCUUGUACCCCCCUCAAGAUAAGCCCAGAUUGAUUUUCCUGUUGGCAUGAAAGAUUUGCAGAGGCCUCGGCUGUACCUUAAGCCAGAACAGUUUUGGUUUGUUUUAAGUUUUAUCAGUAUUUAAUUUCCCUUCACGUUCUUGUAAGGCAAAAAGUAAAAAUGUGUUGGCUGCUGUGAAGAUGAAAAUGAAGGCAGAUGGUUGACCUUGAAGGUAUUACUGUAUUCACCUAGUUGUAUUUACCUAUAGUCCAACCAAAUUGCUGAGUCCGUUUGGGCGGAGGCUCCCACGGGUCCAUCUCUGAGCUCCACAUUUUUCAGUCUCGUCCUCUCAUUCAUGUAACCACCCCUGCCUCCCAUUUUUCACACCAGUAGACUUGGCUUUCCACCUUUCACACCAGUUCAGUCAUCCAGGGGUAGACACCAGUAGACUUGGCUUUCCACCUUUCACACCAAUUAACCCGGUGGUGGUAGCAGCGGGGAUCAUGUUUCUUAAUGGUCCCUCUAAGUGAGAAAAAUGAGAAAAAAUCACCCCUCACACAGACCAUUUCAUAAUAUAUAUCAAAGCAUUUGUGAUCAGUUUAUGUAUCAUCUAUUUUGGGGGGGUUAUAUCAUGGCACAAAUUUGGCCUGUCGCUGCUACACAGUAAAGCCACAAAUUUGACCCAUCGCUGCUACAGGGUUAAUAGCUAUUCAGGGGUGCUUUUUUCUUACUGUCAGUUUGCAUGAGUGAGGAGAUGCAGCUCACUAGUGAUGAGGGUGGCAGGGAGUAUAGCAUAUUGUUUGACCUUAACCUGGUAGCAGCGAUGGGCCAAAUUUGUGGCUUUACCGUAUAGCAGCGAUGGGACAAAUUUGUGCCAUGAUUUAACCCCCCCAAAAUAGAUGAUACAUAAAAUGAUCACAAAUGCUUUGAUAUAUAUUAUGAAAUGGUUUGUGUGAGUGAUGAUUUUUUCUCAUUUUUCUCACUUGGAGGGACCAUUAAGAAACAUGAUCCCUGCUGCUACCACCACCGGGUAAAUGGCCAUCAGAAGUGAAGGGUGAAGCUGUGUUCAUGGUGCACCAGCUGUCUGGCGGCCUCCCAAAUGAACACCACUGAGUACCAGGAUGUUUUUCACUGUGUUAAUACAGUUUCUCUAAUGUCCGGCGACCAUACUGUUUUUAUCCAGAAGUGCUCCAUUAUUUUUUUUUUUAAAGCUUUUUUUCAUUUAGUUUAAAAUUUACUAUUGAAUUUUAAGCUUGCAGUCCUGUUCCCCUUGUGUUAUAUUUUAUUUUAAUCGCCUUUUUUUAGUUGUUUCAGUGAUUAUUUUUAUCAAGUGGACAUCAGUAGACUUUGUUUUACUAUGCUGUAGUGAAGAAUACAUUGUGAUAUGUAUGAUAUUGUCUCUUUUCCUAUUCAUCCUCAGUUGAAAAAAUGUCAUUUUGGCAGAUUAACCUGGCAGUGUCGGCGGACCCAUUUUUGGGCUCCCGCGAGUCGGUCCGCUGAAACGGCGGACCUCGUUUGGGGCUCGGCUCAAAACGCCUAAUUC